This is a messenger RNA of Zasmidium cellare ATCC 36951, 2895 nucleotides long. RefSeq lists its product as uncharacterized. Bases 1 to 2895 code for a protein of 964 amino acids. The transcript is spliced from 3 exons. Gene Ontology annotation, cellular component: nucleus; cytosol. The record is from RefSeq and is a predicted model, not a curated record. Lineage: Eukaryota; Fungi; Ascomycota; Dothideomycetes; Mycosphaerellales; Mycosphaerellaceae. Gene Ontology annotation, molecular function: protein phosphatase binding; protein phosphatase regulator activity.
AUGUUCUGGCGCUUUGGCGGCUACGCCAACAUCUCCACCCUCGACAACAUCCUCGACAAGGAUGGCGUCACCGUCGAAGAGCUGCUGGACGAGAGCGAUCUGAUCCAGGAGCUGAAGCAGCAGAACAGCAAACUCAUCGAGUUCCUGCGCGACGACACCGUCCUCCAGAAGCUGCUCACCUACGUCACCGCUGAUGCGAAGCCGGAGGAGGAAGUUGAGGAGAGCAAAGAGAAGGACGAGGAGAAAGUCGAUGAGAAUGAGAAGGAGAAGACCACGGGCAUCUCGUUCUUUGGCAAGGGCAAAGGCCGCUCGCGAUCCAAGUCUGUGUCACAAAAAGAUGGCGAUGACGAGACGGAGCAGGAGAAGCGCGAGGCUCAGCGCAAGAAAUGCGCCUACGUCUCUUGCGAGGUGCUUUCGUCCGAGGUCUGGUCGCUCACAGAGGCACUGCUCGAACAGCGCGAUGCGUUGCGCGAGUUCUGGCAGUACAUGCAUCGCCCUGCGCCUCUUGAUCCACUACAAGCCGGCUACUUUACCAAGGUGAACGAGGCUCUUUUGGACAAGAAAACGGAGGAGAUGCUGGCUUUCUUCAAAUCCCUCGAAGGCGUUGUCCCCGCGAUGCUGCAGCAUGUGGACUGUCCCAUGGUUAUGGAUCUGCUGCUCAAGAUCAUCUCUCUGGAAAAGCACGAAGGCGGUCAAGGCAUCGUGGACUGGCUGCAGACACAAGAUCUCAUCCCACUCCUCCUGGGCUAUCUAUCUCCAAAGCACAACUCUGCAACCCAAACAUCGGCUGGCGACUUUUUGAAAGCCAUCAUCACCAUCUCGGCCAACGCCACCACCCAAGACCAGUCGGUAAUUGGACCCAACGAACUUACUCGACAACUCGUAUCCGACAAAUGCAUUCAAACACUUAUCGAUGACAUGCUUCGAGGCGGCAAUCCUCUUACCGUGGGAGUUGGCAUCAUCAUUGAAGUCAUUCGAAAGAACAACUCAGAUUACGACCUCGACAAUCAAGCUGGCCCUGAGCCGAAGACGUCUGACCCAAUCUACCUUGGCACUCUUCUACGGCAAUUCGCCAACCACGUACCCGAUUUUAUGCAGCUCAUUCGAUCAAAAUCGGCCAAGAAACCAGAUCUGAAAGCAGCUUUCGGCGGCAAGAUCGAGCCUCUUGGAUUCGACCGAUUCAAGACUUGCGAGCUGAUGGCAGAGCUAUUACACUGCAGCAACAUGGGCUUGCUAAACGAACGGGGCGCUGAAGAAGAUACUAAAAAGCGAGAUGCAGAGCGGGAGAGGUUAAAGGCAGAGGGCAAGCUUGCCACUCCCCGGGCACCAUCAAGUCCAAGCCACGAGAACAGCCACGACGAGUUUGGCAGUUCUGUCGAUUCCCACGGUUUCCAUCAUGCCGAAAGACCUAGCGAUGAGGAGAUGAACGAGAAGUCUGAUGAUGUGCGGAAGUUAGAGAUCCAAAAUCAAUCCGACGAGGAUGGAUUCGAGAAAGUCAAUGCCCCCGAGUCUGCAGACGAGCUUCCAGAUGAGGUCACUUUUGAUGAUCUGAAUGAGAAGAUUGACAGCACCACGCAUGGUGGACUUCCUUUACUUGAGAAGGUUGACAAGCGCGACCCAACAGUGCUGGAGACGACUUCACCGAUCCAAGCAGAUGCGAUGCCUCGACCGCUUUCGCCCAGCAAGCCAUCAUCGCCGAAGAAAACCACUCUUCUACACUUCGAUCCACCCCCAACUCAAGCAGCCGAUUCUCCUACGACCGCUGGUGUAACAGACAAAAUCAACAGCCUCGAUGUCGACGAGGAUACAGUCAUGUCGGAAUUUGGCGAGGAGAUGACACACGAGGAUGACGACGGUCCGUCCGAGCUGGAGAAGGCACUAGCCCGCCCAGAAGACAAGCCUGCACCUUUGAAUUUCACCAAGAAGGAACAGACUCCGUCACAAGAACAGUCGACCGACAACGACCAAGCACCGAACAUCGACGAGAGUGUGGCGACGCUACAAGGUCAAGAAGCUUCAACGCUACCUAAUGGAGAGCGACCAGCUUAUGACACAGAGCUGGAUGGCAGCCCAGUAGUGGGAGAUCUGCUCAAGAUUCAAUUCGUGGAGCACCAGGUUGUGCCUACUAUUCUCGACUUCUUUUUCCGUUUCCCAUGGAACAAUUUCCUGCAUAAUGUGGUAUACGAUGUUGUACAACAAGUUUUCAACGGCACGCUGGACCGCGGUUACAACCGGACAUUAGCGUUUGACCUUUUCACCCCCAUCGAGCCCAAGGACGGCAAGUCUCUGGAGGAGGUCGGCCUGGCAUCAGGCAAAGACGUUACUGACCGCAUUCUGGAUGGCCAAAAGGCGUCGGACGAGUCGCAGUCUAACAAGGGCAUGCGGCUCGGGUAUAUGGGACAUCUCACUCUAAUUGCGGAAGAGGUCUGCAAGUUUGGCAAUAGGCAGCCACCUGAGACCUUGGAUCCAGUCAUUGGCGAUCGAGUAAACCGCGACGAGUGGAUUCAAUACGUGGAAGGCAUCCUCGCGGAGACCAGAGACAAGGACAACGCCGUUCUGGGAGGCGUACGACCGGAGAACGCUAUCGGCGUGCGUGCAAUCGGUGUCGGCGGCCUUUCCAGCGGUUUCACCUCCAACACCGCCAACACACUCGCCAACGCUGGCCUUGGUACGAACAUGACCCCUCAGGACAGCCUUGCCAUGUCAGAAGGAACGGUCGGUCAGAGUUUCGAGAUCAACUCCGGCACCAUGCUCGGCGGCGACGGCAUGUCGGGCGACGACGACGAAGAAAUGGAGGACGAAGCGAUUACGCGCGAACGAGAGCGCCGGGCGGCGUUUGCGGAAGACGAACAGGUCGGUGAACUUUCGUUUGAUGUUGACAUGGACUACCGAUGA